AUGCCUCCCAGCACCUAUGCUGCUUCCCCUGCCACCUCCAGUCCAGUGAGUCCGUAUGCUGUCAUGCCUCCCAGCACCUAUGCUGCUUCCCCUGCCACCUCCAGUCCAACCAGCCUCCCUGACCCCUAUCCUGCCCAGAGCCAGAACCUGAGACCCAACUCCACUUCCCAGCCUGCCCCUGUCUACCCUGGGGCUAGCCAGCCCACCAGUCCUGAGGUACAGCCAUAUCUAGUCAGCCUCCCAGACCCCUAUACUUCCACCCAGGCCAAGACCGCAGUUAAAGACGGGGUUCCUCACCAGAAGUCUCCAGCCAUCCCCAUCAACAAGGAACCUGCCAGGAAGUUUGCCCCGGUGGUGACCAGUCCUGCUCCCCCUGCUGCUGAGGUGGUGAAGUCAUCAGUGUUGCCUCAGGUCGACAUCGUACCCAGCAGUAACAUCAAGGAUAUCAUCAGACAGUACGACUCUCCUCCGCCUGUGACUGAUGCCCUACCGCCCGGCAAGAGGUCAGACGUCACACACACAGUGCUCAGCAUCAUGAAAACUCUAUUCUGA
Molecule: messenger RNA, 552 nt
Organism: Oncorhynchus masou masou (cherry salmon)
Lineage: Eukaryota; Metazoa; Chordata; Actinopteri; Salmoniformes; Salmonidae
Exons: 3
Coding region: 1-552 (183 amino acids)
Source: RefSeq, a predicted model, not a curated record